This is a messenger RNA of Cantharellus anzutake, 1431 nucleotides long. RefSeq lists its product as uncharacterized. Lineage: Eukaryota; Fungi; Basidiomycota; Agaricomycetes; Cantharellales; Hydnaceae. The transcript has a single exon. Bases 226 to 1278 code for a protein of 350 amino acids. The record is from RefSeq and is a predicted model, not a curated record.
GUACAAAUUGUACGGCCACCUCACUGAUCCUGUCCGGAUCUUCACCAUUUCUGGCAAGUUUUCCGGGCACAGAAUCCCAUUGAGUGAGGAUUUACUCAAUGCUCGAAUGGUCAUGGAGGUGAAGCAACCUAAAUUGUCAAAGAAGGCCAAUAGUCACAGUCCGGUUGUUGAGGUUGAUUAUGAUGCCCAAUUCAACGAUCCUGAUGUUCGUAACGGCAUUGUGACAUGUGCAGCACUCUCCCCGAUGGUCAUCAGAUAGCUCUUGGUAUUGGUAGUGGUGUCAUCGAGCUUGCUGAUAUCAACCUUCAACACACAAUUUCCCGAUUCCACCUCGAUCCACCCAACCACCCAAUCUGGAUCGAAUUUGUCCAUGGUAGGCACCGAGUUGCUGCCGAGGACAAUGAGGGGAACAUCACCAUCCUUAGCCACGAUAUGACCCCCAUUAAUCUUGGUACUCUUCCCAACGGGCCCCUUCCUGCUGUAACUCGGGUAUCGGAUAACGGAUUGUUUAUCAUACGGGUCCCAUGGAACACUGAUAACUCGUGGUACAACAACAUGACUCUCGUAUCCAUUCUGGACAACCCGCACAUGCAGCUCCUCGCUUCUCCUCCUUCCCAAGCAGUUGAUUCUCCUCGCCAUGACACGCUUGCUAUUCCUCACCGUCGCACACUUGGGUUUUCUCCGGGAGCACAUUAUAUCGGGGCUUUCGAUGGCCUCAGCGCUUUCACCUGGUCGACAGACUCGGGUGAUCUCAUUGCGCAUUAUCGUGUGACGGAUUUCGAAUGUUGGAUUAUGAAUCCUGCUGUUCCCACUGCCUGCUCUUAUCGCAUCCCUGAUCCUGUAUUCGUUCGACCUACCCUUCCCAUGACAGAAGGUAGUGCAGCAGAUAGACCUCAUUCCAAAAUAGACGCGGUCCAUAACUUGCAGGACAAGUCCUGGACCAAGUGCCCAUUUUAUGUUCUCCUACAAAGCAAGGACGACGACCACGAGUCUGACAUCCGUUCAUCCGCUGCAGGAAGAACCCCACUGUUCCAAAGCAAGGAAAUACGUACUGGGCUACCAAUGUUCUUCAAUGGCAAAUUAGAAUUCAUUAUUCCCGAGGAGUAUCAACCAGUUGUUUUUUCUGGUGGCGAAGGUCUAGGCGCUUGGUAUGGCGAUCAAGUGCCGUCUGAUCCUACCUUUAUGUACAGCCCUCGGUCCAGCAAAGAUGGGACUCGAAUCCUUCUCCAAGGCCGGCAGACAGCUCCAAUUGUCGUUGAUCUUAGCCAAGUCGUUUAGGAUGUUCGUGGUCAAUUACAAUAUCUUCCCAUUCACCUUGCGCGUUCUAUCCACUGUCAGAGGGGGAAUCGUGAAGUUUCGUUAGGUCGCCUUCCAUUCUUCCGGACUUCCCUCGGACGAGGUUCCCUUUCCCUAGAGUGCAGUGGGUCUAAA